Cornus florida is the source of this 1359-nucleotide messenger RNA. Its product is annotated as 7-deoxyloganetic acid glucosyltransferase-like. Bases 43 to 1173 code for a protein of 376 amino acids. Lineage: Eukaryota; Viridiplantae; Streptophyta; Magnoliopsida; Cornales; Cornaceae. The transcript is spliced from 2 exons. Gene Ontology annotation, molecular function: UDP-glycosyltransferase activity. The record is from RefSeq and is a predicted model, not a curated record.
UUUCCUUCUCUAGUAUCUGUCACCGGCCCAUUAUUCAGAGAAAUGAUGAUAGACACCGAUUACUUGGCAACCCAAACAAGGCGGCCUGUCACAUGCAUCAUAACAGAAGGGGUCCCCAGUUUUGCUGGUGAUUUUGCUAUGGAGAGGGGAAUACCACUUAUUUAUUUUCGUACAUCCAGUGCUUGCACUUUUUGGGCUUAUUUUUGUAUUCCGGAACUCAUUGAAGCUGAUGAAAUUCCCUUGAAAGGAAAUGGCAUGGACCUACUCGUAAAGAGUGUACCAGGCAUGGAAGAUUUUCUCCGGAGACGUGACCUUCCGAGUUUAUGCCGUGUGGACGAAGUAAAUAAUGAGAAUUUGCAAUUCAUAAAAAUAGAGACCAGAAAAACCCCUCGAGCCCAUGCAUUGAUAAAGAACACUUUUGAUGAGCUAGAAGGACCCGUACUCUCUCAAAUACGUACUCACUGUCCAAAUCUCUUCUCCAUCGGACCACUUCACGCUCACCUAAAAGCCAGACUCGCAGCAGAGACCAAGUUUUCCUCAACCCAUUCGAGUAGUUUCUGGGAGGAAGAUCGAAGCUGUGUGACAUGGCUUGAUUCGCAGCCGUCCAAAUCUGUGAUCUACGUGAGCUUUGGAAGUAUCACGAUUGUGACAAGAGACCAACUCAUGGAGUUUUGGUAUGGUCUUGUGAAUUGUGGGUAUCGAUUCUUGUGGGUUAUGCGGCCGGACUCCAUUGUUGGAAAAGAUGUGGAGACUCGAAUUCCGGCCGAGCUGGUUGACGGCACGAGGGAUAGAGGGUACAUGGUGGAUUGGGCCCCACAAGAGGAGGUUCUGGCCCACCCAGCUGUUGGUAGCUUUUUGACUCACAGUGGGUGGAACUCCACUUUGGAGAGCAUAGUCUCUGGCGUGCCAAUGAUUUGUUGGCCUUAUUUUGCAGACCAGAUGAUUAAUAGUAGGUUCGUUAGUGAAGUUUGGAAGCUUGGUUUGGACAUGAAAGAUACGUGUGACCGAGUUAUUAUUGAGAAGAUGAUCAGAGAUUUGAUGGAUGUUAAAAAAGAUGAGUUUCAAGAACGAGCAAAUAUGAUGGCAAAGUUGGCAAAACGAGCUGUGAGUGAAGGUGGGUCAUCGUACUGUAAUUUGGAUCGUCUGAUUAAGUACAUAAAAUCAAUGAUUUGAGUGAUCAAAGUGAGGGUUGGACAUGAAAAAUGCGUGGUAAAGAUUGUUAGAAUAUUAUUUUAUCAAGGAUUUUUUUUUUUUUUGGCUCAUAAUGGGGAAAUAAGCUUCAUUAAUCCUUGGUGUCAUCCACUUCUAAGUGUUACAAAUUCACGAAUUAAUAAUACCAAUAUCGAAGGCAACUAUAGC